Molecule: messenger RNA, 339 nt
Organism: Penaeus indicus
Lineage: Eukaryota; Metazoa; Arthropoda; Malacostraca; Decapoda; Penaeidae
Product: LIM domain only protein 3-like
Exons: 3
Coding region: 1-339 (112 amino acids)
Biological process (GO): positive regulation of transcription by RNA polymerase II
Cellular component (GO): nucleus
Molecular function (GO): DNA-binding transcription factor binding; transcription coactivator activity
Source: RefSeq, a predicted model, not a curated record
AUGUCUAUCGGCAAGUAUGCUGUGAUAUUAAAUGGAUCAGAGAUGGUUUGCCGAACUUCCCUCCCCGACAGAUACCUCCUGAAGGCGCUGGAGAUGUACUGGCAUGAAGACUGUCUCAAGUGCGGAUGCUGCGACUGUCGGCUGGGGGAGGUUGGGUCCACGCUCUUCACGAAGGGCAACCUCAUUCUCUGUAGGAGGGAUUACCUUAGGCUCUUCGGUACAACGGGAUAUUGUUCAGCGUGUUCAAAGGUUAUCCCGGCCUUUGAGAUGGUUAUGAGAGCCAGGAACAAUGUGUACCACCUUGAGUGCUUCGCUUGUCAACAGUGCAACCACAGGUGA